GCCAAAUACGUGAUUCCAUUUAGUGACGCUUGUAAAAAUAUAUCUACGAUUAAAUAUCCGUUCGCAUUACGAAGUUGUGCUAUAUGAACUAUGAGUAUCUUGUAAUCGGUAUCCAAAUAAAUAAUACGGAAGAGUUUAUGUAAAUCGGUAGAUUGGUUUGAUAAAAAAGAUAGCGCAGUGUAUAAAAUCUUACAAACGCAAACAUAUCAAUUUGCCUCGGUAGCACUGUUAAUUGAUUGUUGAGUGAUUGACAGGAGAAACAGCUGAUCGAAGGAAACAUAAAAACGAAAAUUAUCGAUAAUGGAAGGAACUACUAUUAAAGUAAUAAUAAAAGCACCGAAUCAGCAGAUUACAGAUAAAAUCGUAAACUGUGAUAUUGGUUGGACUGUUGGCCAAUUAAAAGAACAUUUGUCCGACGUUUAUCCUAGUAAACCAGAACGAGCAAGCCAGAAACUUAUAUAUUCAGGACAAUUAUUAAAUGAUUCCACAUAUUUAAAAGAUGUUUUAAAACACCAUGAUGGCCAAGAAGAUCAAGCUUAUAUAGUUCACUUAGUUUGUGCUUCACAAAAAGUAUCUGCAAAUAAAAUGACAACUGAUCAAGUUGUAGAAAACAAAAAUACAAUUUCUACUAUAAGAAGUACAAUAGAUCAUACAAGAUUAAAUAAUACAAGCAAUAUACAAAAUCAAAGUGAACAUAUUAAUAAUGUAGCCAUGCAACAUACUUCAGCACAAUUAUAUUCUACACAAUAUUUUGAUCCACGGAACAGCCAACAAAUGGCUUGGAUGCAACAAGCAUACACCCAUUAUUUUACACAGUACAUGCAAUUAAUAGCAGCACAAGGAAUACAAUUACAAACUAGCAUUCCAUAUGUUCAGCAAAUGAAUAUUAAUACAAAUGAUAGUGUUCAAAAUCCAUAUAUAAAUAACACAAAUAAUAAUAAUAAUAAUAAUAAUAAUAAUGUGGGUGAUGAACAGCAACAACCUGCUGCUCAAGAAGCUGAUGUUAAUGGAGGAAAUAAUGGUGCUGGAGAAGAUGGUGCAUUUAAUAGAGAUUGGCUAGAUGUUUUUUACAUGCUGUCUAGAAUUACGGUUCUUUUCAGUAUAGUAUAUUUUUACUCAUCUCCUUUAAGAUUUCUUAUUGUUACGUUUCUUGGCUUUGCAAUGUAUCUAUAUCAGGGUGGUUUCUUCCAUGUACAACCUGUUCUUUUACCUGAAAAUAAUAAUGGUAGAGGAGAAUGGGUAGAUAAUAAUAAUCAAAUGUUACAAAAUGAAGCAAUGGGUGCUCAACCUGUACCACAACAAAAUGGUCAAGUACCAACUGUACAAGCAGAAGCAAGAACAAAUGGAAAUGAAGAACAUGAAGAAGAAAGACCUGGUGUACUUGCUUUCACUUGGACAUUUUUCAGUACAUUUUUUGCUUCACUUAUUCCAGAUCAGCCAAAUGUUAUUUAAUUUUAACGAAUAUCAAUUUAUUACACUCAAUUUUAUUGUACAGUUAAUUUUCUUCCUUGUUUUAUGUUUUCAAAA
Molecule: messenger RNA, 1527 nt
Organism: Eufriesea mexicana
Lineage: Eukaryota; Metazoa; Arthropoda; Insecta; Hymenoptera; Apidae
Gene: Herp
Product: Homocysteine-induced endoplasmic reticulum protein
Exons: 4
Coding region: 301-1452 (383 amino acids)
Biological process (GO): endoplasmic reticulum unfolded protein response
Molecular function (GO): protein binding
Source: RefSeq, a predicted model, not a curated record